AUGGAGUAACGACAGAUAAUUUCAUGGGCAAAUUGACAAGUGCCGAGCCCCAUUUAUCAAAGUAUUUAUUUACAUCAGAACAGUUUUAUUUGGUCAUUACGUAUUCGAACGACAGACUUGAUAAAUAAAAGAACUUUUGUGGUUUUAUUGCGUCAGCGUAAAAUUCUAGUGUUUUUAUCGCAGUAGUGCUUUUUCUAAAGCAAUUAACAGAGUGAAUUGGUAGCGUUGUUAAAAUCACGACUUAAAAGUGUUAUCUAAUAGCAGAGAGCAAUUGGAUGAUUAAAGAUGAUACCGAAUAACGUGACUUUGAUUGUGAAGGCGCCGAAUCAACAGAUUGAGGACCAAAAUAUUGAAUGCGAGUCGUCAUGGACGGUACGGCAGUUAAAGGGACAUCUCUCCGAGGUUUACCCAAGUAAACCCGGCACAGACGAACAGAAGAUAAUAUACUCCGGUCAGCUUCUAGACGACAACACAAUCUUGAAGGACGUCCUCAGAACUUAUGAGAGUCAGAUCGCGCACACCAUGCACCUAGUCUGCACGCCCACCCGCAAGGUGGAGCCACAGGCACCAGUCAUUGAGCCGAACACUGACGGACUUCGCCGAAGAGUUGCCGAAGCCACGAACCAAACCGAAAGGGUCACUGAACCCCCAAGACCAGAAACAAGGCAGAACGAUCAGAAUCAUAAUGUAGAGAUGCAGAAUUAUUUAACCUCUUUCGUGAAUAACUAUGGAAGGGUCCCCCCUUACCCGAAUUAUAAUUUUGGGGAGGGCUAUCUGCCGGUGCCCAACGACCCGGCCCAGUUGGCCAAUCACAUGAUGAUGAUGCAGCAAGCCUAUCUCCAGUAUAUGCAACAGUAUGCUAACAUGUGGCAAGCGGCAGGCGCUGCGCCGGCCGCCCCAGCCCCAGCCGAGACUCCAGCCCCGGCCGCCGAAGCCCCGGCCGCCGUAGACGACCAGGACGAAGCGCUCGCCCCCCGGGACUGGCUCGACCACCUGUACGCGGCCUCUCGACUAGCCAUACUGUUCUCACUCGUCUACCUGUACGGCAGUCCGGCGAGACUGUUGUUGGUGCUGCUAUUGGCUGCUGCUGGGUAUCUGCACCAGAUCGGCUUCUUCCGCGACCUACACGUGAACCCAGCAGACAACCAGCGUCGUGAAGCGCCCAACCAGAAUCAGCCCAACCAGCCCAAUCAACCCAACCAACCGAAUCAGCCCAACCAGCCCACGGAACAAGCGCCCCAACCGACACAGCCAACCUCCCAGUCCAUUCUAGCAGUCACUUGGAUGAUAUUCACAUCAUUCUUCGCCUCACUCAUCCCGGACACGAACUAAUAUUCAAUCGUAGUGUUUGAAGGCGUUACUCAGUCGUCGAGACUCAAAAAUAUACUGUAUAGGAAUGCUGAAAGCAAAAAACGGUUUUAUGGACCCUUGGGGGCGUGUAACGGGUUAUUACUAACGUUUCUUGGUAAAGGUGACGUUGACUGGUCAGUCUUUUUGUCCCUCAGCCGUUUUAUUAAGGUCCUUAAAAACUCAGGAUUUUUCAAAUUUUUUGGUUUUUUUUUUAUAAGAUGGGUGUGUGGUAGUGUAACAUCGCUGAUUGGUCGGUUAGUCUAGCUCAUUCUCUUGUUUAAUACCACUGCUAAAAUGGACUAUCAAGACUUAAAGCUUUGCUAACGCCAUCUAGUGAGAAGAAAUGACAUCACGAAUUUGCUUUAAAUUUUUGUUGAGGUUUUGUGCGCAGUGUACUAAAUAAUUUGAGUUAUUUCAUUUUUUUUUUUAUGGUAGUACCAGUGAAAACACUUCGGUAUGAAUAGGUGACUCGGGAAUAUGGAUGGGGCUCUCAUUUAGAUUUAUUGAGAAAAAAAACUAUUUUCCAAAAAAUAUGUAAGCACAUAAAAAAUCAUUUAAUUUGUAACUUCGUCCCAUUUUUAGUUUAAAAUAGUUUGAAACUUAAAAUGUUAAAAAAAUGGUCUCUUAACCACACUGUAAUUUGAUUAAACCGAUUGUCUCUAAAUAUUGUCCUCUCUUUCUAACAGUAUGAAAAAGAAAAGAGAUAGACUAUCUUUAGGAGAAAAAUAAUUAUGAUGAUUAUUUUUCUCUUUCUAAUUCUUAUUGUUAGAAGGAGAGGACAAUGUUUAUGAAAACUAUGGUUCUUAAACUUACCUUAGGUCAUUAUUAAAGAACUAUUCCUAAGAAAUUGGAUCAUUAACGCUUUAAGCGCCACCUGGUGAGAGCAAAAACGAUAGUUUUCAUUUAGCAGAGUCGGUUCCAAAUGGAAAUGUAUGAAUGAAAAUGUAUUUUUAAUUUAUUUACUAAAGCUAUCCAACAUAAUUAGGCUUUGCUAGUGACGAAAUUACUGCCUUUUUUUAGAGGGAAAAUCAUCAAAUGACUUCUCCUGAGAGAGGGAGUGUCAGACUCUUACUGACU
Messenger RNA from Spodoptera frugiperda (fall armyworm), 2427 nucleotides. It is a transcript of the gene Herp, whose product is annotated as homocysteine-responsive endoplasmic reticulum-resident ubiquitin-like domain member 2 protein. The record is from RefSeq and is a predicted model, not a curated record. The coding region runs from base 286 to 1332 and encodes 348 amino acids. Gene Ontology annotation, molecular function: protein binding. The transcript is spliced from 4 exons. Gene Ontology annotation, biological process: endoplasmic reticulum unfolded protein response. NCBI's taxonomy places the organism in Eukaryota, Metazoa, Arthropoda, Insecta, Lepidoptera, Noctuidae.